Molecule: messenger RNA, 546 nt
Organism: Cladophialophora psammophila CBS 110553
Lineage: Eukaryota; Fungi; Ascomycota; Eurotiomycetes; Chaetothyriales; Herpotrichiellaceae
Exons: 1
Coding region: 1-546 (181 amino acids)
Source: RefSeq, a predicted model, not a curated record
AUGGCGAUUGAGGCGAAUGGUUCAAACUACUCUUCUCAAAUUGCCGCUCUCACUGAGAAAGUAGCCCAAUUGGAACGCCGGCUGCAAGAACAGGAGGACAUCGAAGCCGUCAGACUCCUGAUCGACCACUACACCGCCCUUCACGACUUGGCUUUCCAAGACCCCAAGGCGCUCCAACAGUGGGAGGACCUGUUCACCGAAGACGCACACGUCAAAUACGCCUUUGGAGAACACUUUGGGCGUAAAGGACUAGGGGCGUGGGCUUGGGGCCCCGAAGUCUCACAGUACGAACAAUGCCACCUGCAGAGCAGCAAUUUCGACAUCAGUUUCAGCAAGGACAGACAGCUUGCGUACGUCAGGUCGAAUGGCAUCACCCACUGGCUCUACAGGCGGGACGAGCUGGACAAGCAUUUCGACGCCGGGGCUGUGUACCGGUGGGCAAUGAGACGCGAACCGGAUGGAAAAUGGGCUAUUUGGAAGAUAGAUCUGUACUGUGCGUGGAUGACUGGUGAAGACCGCAACGGCGUGAGCGGCACGAACAAAUGA